Molecule: messenger RNA, 2526 nt
Organism: Ictalurus punctatus (channel catfish)
Lineage: Eukaryota; Metazoa; Chordata; Actinopteri; Siluriformes; Ictaluridae
Gene: mob2b
Product: MOB kinase activator 2b
Exons: 5
Coding region: 444-1112 (222 amino acids)
Biological process (GO): signal transduction; positive regulation of protein phosphorylation
Cellular component (GO): nucleus; cytoplasm
Molecular function (GO): protein kinase activator activity
Source: RefSeq, a predicted model, not a curated record
UGUAUAUGGCAGAUCUGGAUAACAGCAACGGCGACCUCAGCGAGAUCUCGUGCGUUGUGAACGCACACGCGACAGGAGCUUCUCCGAGGAAAUUUACAAUGGCUUUGUGACCGAAGAGUCGCUUUGAGCUUCGAGAACCUUCGAGACACAGACUGGCUUCGGAGAGGAAGAAAGUAAUCCCACCGCUACCCUUCGCCAAUACGCCAAAGUCAAUGCGCUCCACCAUUCUAGUGCUGGAGCUGCUUUACCGGUACUUUUCAAACGCAUCUCCUCACUAACAGACACCGACUCGGGUUGAAUUCAAGCCGGGGAGCUGUCGAGAAGCAGCCGUUGGAGGUUACAAGAGAGCUUUCCUGUCGAGCUGCUUCACCUGGGCUGAGAGAAAGCCAAAAUAAAACAAGGAAGGGGACGAAAGUGUGCCCAUCGACCCCCUUUCCAUCAGUAUGGAUUGGUUAAUGGGGAAGUCUAAGACGAAGCCAAAUGGAAAGAAGCCGCCUACAGAGGAGAAGAAGCCGUACCUAGAGCCAGACUGCACCAAAGUAAGGGUCGUCGACUUCGACCUUAAGGAGCUUGUGGUGUUGCCACCUGAGAUCGACCUGAACGAAUGGCUCGCCAGUAACACCACGACGUUCUUCAAUCUGAUCAACCUGCAGUACAGCACGGUGUCCGAGUUCUGCACGGGAGAUACGUGUCCCAUCAUGUCGGCCUGCAACACGACGUACUACUGGUAUGAUGAGAAAGGGAAGAAGACAAAAUGCACAGCACCACAGUACAUCGACUUUGUCAUGAGUUCAGUCCAGAAGCUCGUCACUGAUGAGGACAUCUUUCCCACAAAGUAUGGCAAAGAGUUCCCGAACGCCUUCGAUUCGCUAGUGAAGAAGAUCUGCCGCUACCUUUUCCACGUGUUGUCGCACAUCUUCUGGGCUCACUACAAGGAGACGGUGGCCAUGGAGCUGCACGGACACUUAAACACGCUCUACACACACUUCAUCGUCUUUAUACGGGAAUUCAACCUGAUGGACCCCAAGGAGACGUCCAUAAUGGACGACUUGACCGAGGCCCUGUGCACCCCCCUGCCCCCUCCUCCACAGAAUCAUGUGACGGAGAGAUGAGGCUCGCACUCGUCUCCCCUCCAUACAUCUGCUCAGGGGAGGACUGAAGGACCGCCCUUUCACCUCCCACAAACUUCGCUCUCUUUUUUACGACCCGGUCAGGAUGGGUCAGCCUGGAUUGCGGGUGGCAGCACUCGCCGAAAUCCCCCCCCGCACCCCCAUACCCCACCCCACUCCCACCCUUCCAGAGGUUGUACUGUUCUGCGAGCCCUUUAACCAGGAAGCAUUCACACUUUCACCCUCUUCCCCCUUUUUUUGUUGUUUUUUUUUUUCCAGUUGGUUUGGCUUUCUCAUGCCCAUGUACUAAUGAGUUUGGGUUCGGAAUAUGGGACACUAGGUUUGGUUUCUCUCUUCCUCCUAACAUUAGCACCAUCUGUACAUCCAUGUUAGAACGAGAAGAUGUGAGGAAGAUACUAGUGGCACUGUUUUUCUGUACAGUUUAAGAAGACUAAACCGUAGUCCUGGUCGUCUACAGAGUCUUCUUAAUCAUAUAAGGUGUUUUUUGUUUUUGUUUUUGUUUUGGAGGCAAAACGAGUGUGAAAUUUAGACCUUCAGGACCAGACUGUUUACCCAUAAUCCUUUAAGUCUGACUACUUUCCACCCAAGAUGCUCUUUAACCCAGCGUCUUACACAAUGGCUGCAUCUUUUCAUUGUUUUUUUUUCUUUCUUUUUUUUUUCUUUUCUAAUAUACUAGAUAAUCUAGUAUUAAUUAAUCUAGAUAAUCUACAUUAUGCCCCCUGAGCGCUCCUCCAGCACCAGAGCGCACCACAGGCGGCCAUGUUGGAUCCAUCUAGGAAAAAGAGCACCAGUCCGAAGGCCUCGCUUCGUGGUGCUUUUCCAUUAUGCAGCACAAUGACAAAGACAUUUUGUCUGCUACAUUUGAUCGUUCCAUAUCCCAUAUAAAGGUACAUCAGAUUUCCCCUCCAUGUUUCAUUUAAAAAAAUGCCCGAGGGGGACAAUUAGAUCGGAAUCGUUUCAGAAUCGAGGUAUCGCCCUGGCUCGCUUUGUAAGGACACUUUCAAAAUGGAAACGUGGCAAAAGAAUGUAAAACCUAGUCUUUAUGUAUUUAACUGUUUGAGAAAAUUAUCCAGAGUGAAUGAGUGACGGAUCGAACGGGGGAAAUAAAAGGUGUAUGUAAGCAUGAAAGAGAAAGAAAGAUAUUUUAAAGUCCUCCCUUCAUCACUGUUCAGAGAGUUCUCUUGGGUAGAGGUUCUCUCAUUAGAGGGUUGGAUGUUCAUUUUAAUUUAUUAUCUUUUUUUUUCCCCCAUUUUUGGUUUAGUUUUGGCUUCUUUUUUUUUCUGGACACAGUUCUGGCUUUCAUUUUUAUGUAUUUUAAUAAUACUUAAGUUAAAAGCGAUUUAAUAUUUUAAGCUCUGCAAAUUAUACCCUAAUAAAAUAUUUAAAAUGUCACUAA